This is a messenger RNA of Closterium sp. Naga37s-1, 2562 nucleotides long. The record is from the annotation of a GenBank genome assembly. NCBI's taxonomy places the organism in Eukaryota, Viridiplantae, Streptophyta, Zygnematophyceae, Desmidiales, Closteriaceae.
AUGUACGCGUCAAAGUCGCCUCCAAUAUCCGUGGUGCCAAAAUGCCAAAAGGAGGAUUCAGAUGAUGCGGCUUGGGGACUGCGGUUCGGAGGUUCGGGAAGAUCCGUACGAUCCCCGGCCUCCGAACCUGGCUGGUCCAGGCGAUUCGCGUCAGUGGAUCUGGACGAAUGGGGCGCCGCCACGUAUGCACCGCGGUCGUCUCACGAACUAACCGACCCGUUCGAUGCGAGCUAUGCGUGCGAUGCGAACGACACCGCGUGGGACAAUAACUGGGAGUGCGACAGCGUUGCGACGGACACUUCUUCUCACGGACAGGCCACGGAAGAUAUAGCGAUCUAUCGCAGCAGCAGCACCGGGCAUCGAUACCCUGUUGUGAUGACCAGCAGCAGCAUCGGCAGCAGCGGCCAGCGCGCUUGCCAGUGGGGCGACCCGUGCAGCCCUGCUGCUGCUGCUGUUGCGCUGCAUGCCCCUCAUUCUGCCUCUUCUACCGCUCACCACGGAUCUGGUGCUUCUCCGCAUGUCCCGCAUGCUGCCCCUUUGAGGGACGACCGGCACGGCGCAUCUCUCCCUCCCCCUGCGCGCCAAGGCAGCGGCUCAGCCCGGAAGCAGCAGCUACCGACCCACAAGAGAUCUCACUCCGCUGCACCGCACUCAGCUGCACUGCACUCCCACCCCAGUCACCCCGGUCAUGGCAGUCUCACUAGGUACCUGCCUCAUCUCGAGAUCCCAGGGAAAACGGGUCAACUGGGUCAAACCGUUUCGUUAUCCGCGAAAGGGCACCGAAAAACCCACUCGCAUUCUGCUGCAUUGCAUGGCAACACCACUCACCUGGGUCAACUGGGUCAACUGAGUCACACCACUCACCCGGGUCGCCUGACGCCUCUUGAUCUGACAGGUCAAACGAGUCAAGCAAGUCAAACAGGUCAAACGGCUUCCUCCCCUUCCAGCACCUCGCCUUCUCACGGCUGCAGGCGCAGCAACCUUGCGCUGAAGCACACGGAGGAGGAGGAGGCGAAGCAGCACAAGGGGCAGCAGCAGUUGGUGGGGGAAUGCAGCGUGGGCAGCGGUGGUGGCGACGGUGAGUCGAGCGACUCGGACGACGAUUUCAUCGGGCUCUACGCCGCUGUUGUGCGCAGCCGUGCUGGCGCUGGCAGCAUGAAGGCGCGCGCUGGGGGCAUGAAUGUCGGUGCGGGCACUGGCAGCACGAAGGCGUAUGUUAAGGUGGUGGAGCAGGAGGCUGGGGUGGUGGAGCAGGGGGCUCGGGCGGUGGAGCAGGGGGCAGGGGUCAUGGAUCAGCGGGCGGGCACUGGCAGCCUGAAGGUGUAUUCUAAGGUGGUUGUGCAGGGAGGUGGGUUGGUGGAGCAGCGUUGCGGGAGCAUGGGUAUGAACAUCCGUGCUGGCACUGGCAGCAUGAAGGCGCGUGCGGCCAAUUCACACAUUGUGGGAGACAGCGAUGCUGCGAGUAAGAGCAGCAGUGGAAGCAGUGCUGUAGGAGUGGGCAGCAGCGGCGCCGCCGGCAGCACAGCAGGCGAAAAUCACAGCUCAAUGCACCCGGCCAGCACAGCACAGAGGGGUGUGCUGGUCAGCAGGGUACAGAGAACGGCGUCUCGAGACGGGCCCAUUCUGCCUGCUGCUGCUGCUGCUGCUGCUGCUGCUGCUUUAGAGAAUGGUGUGCCGGCCAGUGCUGCCGCAGAGAGGGAAGGGACGGAGGGAACGGAGAGGAGUGACGAGCAGAUGGAGAGGAGGGCGCGGAGGGAAGAGAGGAGAGAGAGAAAGGCCGCGGCAGCGCAAGCGGAGGUACUCCAGAAGGAGAUUUCGGAGUCGAACCAAAACUCGGUUCCCCAGCAGGAGGAGUGUCGGGCAGAACGGAAUUCAAGGCGCAGCUCGACUACCCGAAGCAGCCUCUCUUUGGCCAGCAGUAUUCGAACCAGCAUCAGCGGCAGCCUCGGGGGACGGUGGGCGCGGCGGCUUAGGCGGAGUAUUAGCAGUGGGAAUGGCAGUAGUAGCGGGAAUGGCAGCGGGAAGACGGGAGGAGGGCUGGAGGGCGAGAUGGGUGAUGCUGAGGGGGAGGAAGGGGAUGAAGGGGAAGAAGGGGAAGAAGAGGGGAGUGAACAGUGGAGUGAACAGAGGAGUGGUAAAGGGAGUGGUAACGGGAGUGGUAAGGGGAGUGGAAAAGGGAGGGAGAAUAGGGCGCGGAGGAGGAGUAGCAGUUUCAGCCUGAGCAGCAUCGCAAGCAGCAUCAGCAGCGGCUUCCCCUGGUAUUCCACUGACAGCGACGGCACUGUAACUCCUGUCAGCAGCGCCAGCAGCGUUACCAGUGGUGCGAACACAGGCAGCAGCGCAUUAUCGUCAGAGUCUCGGCCUCCUAAGCACACAAGGUCCCAGAGCUUGGGGGCAGUGUGGCAGCAACCUCAACAGCCUCAGCAGCCUCAUGGGCCGCGCAACCCGUGGGAAGCAGAAGGGCUGGCAUACGGUGCCCAAGGGGCCUCCGAGUUCAAGGGGGAGAAACCCGGGGGCAUGGUCAAGGGGGUGAGCACCAGCACCCGAGCAGAUGGGCGUUGA